This is a messenger RNA of Aspergillus thermomutatus, 2385 nucleotides long. RefSeq names its product DNA-dependent ATPase RAD54. Gene Ontology annotation, molecular function: ATP binding; ATP-dependent chromatin remodeler activity; DNA translocase activity. The record is from RefSeq and is a predicted model, not a curated record. The coding region runs from base 1 to 2385 and encodes 794 amino acids. Gene Ontology annotation, biological process: double-strand break repair via synthesis-dependent strand annealing; reciprocal meiotic recombination. The transcript has 3 exons. Lineage: Eukaryota; Fungi; Ascomycota; Eurotiomycetes; Eurotiales; Aspergillaceae. Gene Ontology annotation, cellular component: nucleus.
AUGUACGUCCCACUAAGUUGGAUUGACAGAAAUAGGUAUCGCCCGCGAUCAGCUGUAGGAAUCGAAGGUGGAAACACCCCGUUAUCCAAGCCACUACAGAGAAGUGUGUCAUCCAACUCGAUAGACCGUCUUUCAAAGCCUUUCAAAUGUCCUGGCUCUGCCACCCCUACCCGGACUUCAGAUAAGCCUGCGAGAAAACGAAGAAGAGUCAACUAUGCGGGAGCAGAUGGAGAGGUAGAGGACAACAGCGUCAAGCUUUGGACCAACGAAGAACGGCUUGCUCUUGCGACAAGAGAUGCGAAUAAAUUCCCCGUUUUCAAGGUCAAGGAUAAGGAAACGACGUUUAAGCAAAGAUUUCAGAUCCCUUUGAUUAACAAGUCGUCUGAUGCGUAUAAUUCUUCGAGACCAGCUCCCACGUUGGGAAUGAGGCAAGGUGCCACUUUUGUCGUGAAACCACUACAUGAUCCCAGUGGAGAAUUCGCGAUAGUUCUAUAUGAUCCGACAGUCGACGAUAUUGAUGAGGCUCCGGAAUCGAAGCCCGAAGACAAGGUCACCGAGGAAACUAAAGCCAAGCUGGAUGAGCCGCUGAUGCACAAGAGCCUAGCAGAUAUACUCGGGCUGAAGAAGAAGGUUGAAUCUCGUCCUAAGGUUCCAGUGGUCAUAGAUCCCAGACUGGCGAAAGUUCUAAGGCCGCAUCAAGUGGAAGGUGUAAAGCUUCAAUGCAUUUCCCUGAUGUGGACACUUCUUAAGCAAUCACCGGAAGCAGGAAAGACGACAAUUCAAAAAUGUAUUAUUGCUUGUCCUUCCAGUCUGGUUGGAAAUUGGGCCAACGAACUUGUGAAAUGGCUGGGCAAAGAUGCCAUAACGCCGUUUGCGAUAGACGGCAAAGCCUCAAAGGCGGAGCUCACCUCCCAAAUAAAGCAAUGGGCAAUCGCAUCCGGGCGGGCCGUAGUCAGGCCUGUUCUCAUAGUUUCUUACGAAACGCUUCGAAUGUAUGUUGAUGCAUUAAAAGACAGCCCAAUCGGGCUUCUUUUGUGCGAUGAAGGCCAUCGACUUAAGAACAAAGACAGUUUAACCUGGACUGCUCUGAACAGUCUGAAUGUGACUCGCCGAGUCAUUCUGUCUGGUACCCCCAUUCAGAAUGAUCUCUCAGAGUAUUUCGCUUUACUUCACUUUGCCAACCCAAAUUUGCUGGGCUCGCAAAACGAGUUUCGAAAGAGAUUCGAAAUACCUAUUCUAAAAGGACGAGAUGCCGCAGGCACAGAGGAAGAUCGGAAGAAGGGCGACGAGCGCUUGGCAGAGCUGUCCGGUAUUGUGAACAAAUUCAUCAUUCGCCGGACGAACGACAUUUUGUCGAAGUAUCUGCCGGUCAAAUACGAGCAUGUUGUCUUCUGCAACCUCUCCCAAUUCCAGCUGGAUCUCUACAACCAUUUCAUUCAGAGCCCCGAGAUCAAGAGCUUACUUCGGGGAAAAGGAAGUCAACCACUCAAGGCCAUUGGACUAUUGAAAAAGCUAUGUAACCAUCCGGAUUUACUUGAUCUCUCUAAAGACCUUCCAGGUUGCGAACAUACAUUCCCCGAGGACUAUGUUCCACCUGAAGCUAGAGGGCGAGACAGAGAUAUCAAAUCUUGGUACUCAGGAAAGAUGAUGGUUCUUGAUCGUAUGCUGGCUCGUAUCCGUCAGGAUACCAAUGACAAGAUUGUCCUCAUCAGCAAUUAUACCCAAACUCUCGACCUGUUCGAGAAACUCUGCCGAUCGAGAGGCUAUGGCUCGUUGAGGCUGGACGGUACUAUGAACAUCAACAAACGGCAAAAGCUCGUCGACAAAUUCAACAAUCCAGAUGGUGAGGAAUUCGUGUUCCUUCUAAGCAGCAAGGCUGGCGGCUGCGGAUUGAACCUGAUCGGCGCAAACCGCCUUGUGUUGUUCGAUCCAGAUUGGAAUCCCGCUGCAGACCAGCAGGCCUUGGCUCGAGUUUGGCGUGAUGGACAAAAGAAAGAUUGUUUUGUUUAUCGUUUCAUUGCAACUGGGUCGAUCGAGGAAAAGAUCUUCCAACGUCAAUCCCAUAAGCAAUCACUCUCGUCAUGCGUUGUGGAUUCGGCUGAAGACGUUGAGCGACAUUUCUCGUUGGAGUCCCUCCGUGAACUAUUCCAGUUCAAGCCAGAAACGCGAAGUGACACUCAUGACACAUUCAAAUGCAAGCGAUGCAGACCGGAUGGAACGCAGUACAUCAAGGCUCCAGCCAUGUUGUACGGUGACACCAGUUCCUGGAAUCAUUUUGUGAAUGAUGGUGAGAAGGGCCAGCUCAGUAAGAUCCAAGAUCUACUGAUACGCCAGGAAACUGGUGAAAAAGAUGUGUCAGCCGUCUUCCAAUAUAUUAGUCAUUAA